CGGGUAAUGUGCAGUUGUCCGAGUAGUCUUUACCACUACGCCGCAAUAGAUUAAGUUAAACCUUUUGUGGAUAGGAUAGCGAGAAUGUUAGCACAAUUUGUCACGAUAUGUCUAGUAACGUUGACUGUAGGCAGUCCGAUCCCGAUCAACUCGACCAUAGCUAACAUCGAAAAUUACUUUGGAAACCUUGCCGAAUCACUUAUUUCGCGAGGCGAGGUGAACACUACGGAAAAGUUUCACUCAGCUGAUGGUCACACCCAAGUCGCAAUUGAACCAGCGCAAACUGCCACCCUACAGGAGAUUCUGUUUCAUCCAACCAAUCAUCGCCUGAUCGCAGAAAAUAAGACCAAACUGUUCAGCAAUGCCACCGAAGAAGUGGAUUUGAUCAAGGUAGACCUGGUAACAGAAUCUACUGCCACAGAACACCAUGAACCCGAUGAAACAACAAAAGCAACAAUCACAACCAAAGUUCCAGAAUAUACCAAACUUCAUAUUCUAACAGCCAUACCAACGACGAUCGUAGAUAGUACAACCGUAUCUAGCACCUUUCCAGAUUCGUCGACAGAAGUGAUUAGUGGAACGACAAACAUCGACAGUACGAAAGUUGGCAAAAACGAAACGACCCUCGUUGAAAUCGUCACACCGGAGAAUGACGUUUCGGGGGGAUAUGUGACUUCUACGACGAUUGCGACAUCGAGCACAACGGAACCAGAGUCAGAGUCCAGUGAGAUCCGCGAUAAAAUCAAGGAAGUGCAAGCUGAUCCAGUUAUUCUGACCGUUGGGGUUUGAAUAGUAUCGUAUAAUUAUCAGAUUUCUUUAAAGCUCAGGAAAUAUGAAGAGCGUCAUUGUGGAUAACUAUUGAUUGCCAUGAAAACCAAACAAAUAAAAAUAUUAUCCUUUCGGCUUAUGUAAAACAUAUGAUUAAGUA
Messenger RNA from Ochlerotatus camptorhynchus, 928 nucleotides. RefSeq lists its product as uncharacterized. The record is from RefSeq and is a predicted model, not a curated record. NCBI's taxonomy places the organism in Eukaryota, Metazoa, Arthropoda, Insecta, Diptera, Culicidae. The transcript is spliced from 2 exons. The coding region runs from base 85 to 789 and encodes 234 amino acids.